Messenger RNA from Erpetoichthys calabaricus (reedfish), 3210 nucleotides. RefSeq names its product golgi SNAP receptor complex member 1 (gene gosr1). Gene Ontology annotation, molecular function: SNAP receptor activity. The transcript is spliced from 9 exons. Bases 47 to 817 code for a protein of 256 amino acids. Gene Ontology annotation, biological process: endoplasmic reticulum to Golgi vesicle-mediated transport; vesicle fusion. Lineage: Eukaryota; Metazoa; Chordata; Cladistia; Polypteriformes; Polypteridae. Gene Ontology annotation, cellular component: Golgi medial cisterna; cis-Golgi network; Golgi membrane. The record is from RefSeq and is a predicted model, not a curated record.
UCUCGCGAGGUCUUCUGGGUGCUUCCGGUUGCACGACUCACAUCGAAUGACGUUGAAUAACAACGCUGAAAAAAUGGCUGCAGGAAGCAGCAACUAUUGGGAAGAUUUGCGGAAACAAGCACGUCAAUUAGAAAAUGAAUUGGACCUCAAGUUGGUAUCCUUCAGCAAACUUUGCACCAGCUAUAGCAGCUCCAGAGAGGGCCGUCGAGGAGAAAGCUCUGACACCACACCACUUCUCAACAACUCUACGCAGGAUAGGAUGUUUGAAACUAUGGCUGUGGAAAUUGAACAACUUCUUGCAAAGCUGACAGGAGUCAAUGACAAAAUGUCAGAAUAUAGCAACACACCAGGUGUUACAUCUUUAAAUGCAGCAUUGAUGCACACACUUCAGAGACACAGAGAUAUCCUCCAGGACUACACCCAUGAAUUUCAUAAAACCAAAGCCAAUUUCCUUGCAAUUCGCGAAAGAGAAGACCUUUUAGGAUCUGUACGGAAAGAUAUUGAGUCAUACAAAAGUGGGUCUGGUGUGAACAACAGAAGAACAGAACUAUUUUUGAAGGAGCAUGAGCAUCUGCGCAACUCUGAUCGUCUCAUAGAUGACACAAUAAGUAUUGCCAUGGCAACAAAAGAGAAUAUGACUUCCCAACGAGGAAUGCUGAAGUCGAUUCAAAGUCGUGUCAACACUCUUGCCAAUCGGUUUCCUGCUAUUAACAGUCUAAUUCAGAGGAUAAACUUGAGGAAGAGGAGAGAUUCUUUAAUCCUUGGAGGAGUCAUUGGGAUCUGUACCAUUCUGCUGCUGCUGUAUGCUUUCCAUUGAUGAACAGUUCACCUGUCAGUAGGGCUGGAAAAAUAGGUUGUAAACUGGCAGUGCCCAUGUUGCUGACAUUUAACCUGUGGCCAUUUGAAAACUUUUCCCGGUUUCAGAGCUCUGCUGCAGUUAGAUGUUCUCAGUAGCACAUUAAAUUAUAUGUGAAUUAUUUCAUAUAAAUUUAAGGAAACAGAUUGUAGAGAUGCUGAAAUGUGUAUGUGUGUGUGUGUGUGUGUGUGUGUAUAUAUAUAUAUAUAUAUAUAUAUAUAUAUAUAUAUAUAUAUAUAUAUAUAUAUAUAUAUAUAUAUAUAUAUAUAUGUGUGGGUGAGCUGUUCAGGUGGCAUUUGUUUCAUGCUUUAAUUAAGCAAAUCACAAUAGUUAAUUCUUACAGGAACAUAUAGAACUGCAGUUGGGAUGACUUUUUUAGGCAGGAUGUACAAAGAGUGAGGCUGGAAUAACAUUUCUCUUUUUAGUUGUCCUUUUUCCUUUUUUUAUGACUCAUCCUUGUUCUUUUGGAUGUUCAGGAUUUUCCUAAUGCAUAUCUGUAAAUAAAUGUGAAUUUAACUUUGGUGUCUAUUGAAACGUUGAAGAUCAGUUUAAAAACUUGCUUUCAUUUAACAGAAAGUUGCAUUUCCCUUCUGUGAAGUGUUUAGUUAUACAUCAGAUUUGGGUGUAUAGGUGAAAAACUCCAACGUAUAAGUUGAUGAUCUAAUUUUAAAAAAUAUGUUCCUUUAUUAAUUUGGUUCAAUAUAUGUUACUAGUGCACCCAGACUACAGUUACCAUGAUUUAUAACAUAACUACAUCCAAGUAAAUAUAUAUUUCAUUUAGUUUUCAGCAGGGUUGCUGCAGGGUGACCUGAAAUUAUACAAAAUGUGUGCUGCAGGACUGUAUGUGCUGAAGUAAACCCUGGGGUGAAUCAGGCAGUUACCUUUAAAUAUUUUGCAUGAAUUACCUGACAGUUUCUUCUGUCCAUUGGUUUCCGGUUGAACAUUAUAAAAACCCAGUUUUUCCAUAUUACAUUCCUGAUUUUGACCUUUGUAAUAUGUAACUUCUAAGUGUUGGGUUUAGAAAUGUCAUGUGAGUCUUAAGGACCGUACAAAAGUGAAAUUCAUAUUACCGUCUGUGUUUUGAUUAUGUCCAGAGGUGUUUCUACAUUAUAAAUUAUUUUCAGCUACUUUCAGUCCUAAAUCUUCAAUUAUUAAAUGAAAAUAACAUUCACUUGUUUUAACAUUUAACAGCACAACUUAAGGAUAGGUAUUUGAUGGACACCUUCAAGAGAUUCUAGAAAUAUUUGAUUCAUUUUCUUUUUAUUUUUAGAUCAAAUAAUACAGAUUAACACCAAGUGACAUUGGAUUGAAGGUUUCCUAACUCUUUAGAUAUAUCUGUAUGUCCUGCAUUUUUAUAGUUGUUCUCCAAUAUUUUUAAUGUUUUGGUCAAGCUUUCUUUUUCUGCUUUGACGUUCUCAAAAAUCUAAAGUUUUUUAUUUAUAGUGCAAGAUGGGUUUUUAUGGCAAUUAAGACCCAACAUCUCAAGACAAACCAUAAAACAAAUUUCCUACUUUAUUAAUUGUGAGACAACAACAUUCUAAUUAUAUGUCUCAUCAACUCUUAUUAGGCUUAUAUGGCUGCCCUAUAAGAGUUAAUAGUUCUGUCAGUCAAAAUAACACCACAGUGGAAUUUUACUAACCUUUGUGCAUUUUACAUACAUUGUUUCAUUGCUCAGAUAUACUGAAGUAUUAUUUAAAUUUGGAGCUUUUGGAUGACCCAUAUCUAUUCCCAGUGAGACUGCUAAAUUCAACAAAAAGAAGACCAAAGCUCUUUGGUUUUAAUUUAAACAGUUUUAUGAAAUCAUGUAUGUAAUGUUAGAUUUUUUUUUUCUUUUCCAGUUCUUUUAUUGGUAAAGUAAUGAGCGCAACAGUUUCAUAUAACUUAUAUGGGUAGGAUAUGAUUUUGAAGUAUUUGCAAGGAUUUAGCAGAACUGUGAAGGUUACCUGAAAUUCAUUCUGAAAAUGCUGGAAGAAAAGGUUUUUUUUUUUUUUGUUUGUUUUUUACGGUGUACGUUUCUCCAGCAUUUUUGUAAACUCCAGUGCCGGGGUAGUGACAAUUAAGUUCACCUAGAUAAGCCCAUGUCCUUGCUGUUAUUGGUUAUUUUGUGUGUGUGUGUUUUAAAUUAAUUUCUUUUGUCUACUUUGAUUGCCCAGUGGGUUAACUUCUGAUCUUCUACAAAAUCAGCUCUUACUAGGUUUCAUCAGAAUUGAGUCUUACAUGUCUGAAUUUGGGGGAAAAAGAAUAUUCUACCUUUCAAAUACUUGUUAAAUGUAUUGCAUUUAUUUCACUUUUGUAAAUAGCAUUAUUAUUAUUAUUAUUAAUUUUUGACAUUAAAGUUACAAUCUCACAGAAAA